AUGAGUGUUGAUGCUAAGAGGAAACAAUCUACGAUCGAGCAGUUUUUUGGAAAGAGCUCCAAGAAGGUGAAACUGGUGGAGAAGAAAGAAACGGUACACGCCGGGGUUGACGCGUCAGUUGAGAUCGAAACUGAGGUUCAGAGGGCUGGCCAAGAGCAGCUAGCAAGUUGCUCGAGUUCAGAAGGUGCUGAUGCGAUGAGCAACAAACUUACGGUGUCAUUGAGCCCGUUCUUACGGAACUUACUCACUCUCGAGAUCGAAUCUAUGGAAUCUUCGUGGCUUAAAGAGUUGCAAGGGGAGUUCAGGAAACCGUACUUCGUGAAGCUCAAGCAAUUCGUUACCAAGGAGCAGCAGGGCCAUACGGUGUUCCCUCCAGCGCGCGAUAUCUACUCUUGGAGCAGGCUGACGCCAUUCGAUAAAGUGAAAGUGGUGAUAAUCGGCCAGGAUCCGUACCACAACCACAACCAGGCCCAUGGGCUGGCAUUCAGCGUUAGACCGCCAACUCCGGCGCCUCCUUCGUUGAAGAAUAUUUACAAAGAGCUCAAACAGAACUAUCCGGAUUUCGAGAUCGAUAAUACAAAGGGUGAUCUGACGCCUUGGGCUCUGCAGGGAGUUCUGCUGCUGAAUACAGCCCUCACUGUGAGGGCACACAAUGCAAAUUCUCAUGCAAAACAGGGCUGGGAGGUUUUCACGAGGAAGGUCGUCGAAGCACUUGUGAAGGACAGAGAGCAAGACGGGAAGAGUCUGGCUUUCUUGCUAUGGGGAAGCAAUGCGAUUAAGAUGGUCGAAUCGGUAUUGAGUAAAUCUUCCCUGUCGCAGAAGAAGAAUCUCAAAGUAUUCAAAUCGGUGCAUCCUUCGCCAUUGAGCGCCAACCGUGGAUUCUUUGGUAACAAUCACUUCAGGCAGAUUAACGACUGGCUAUAUAACGAGAGGAAAGAAAAGAUGAUUGACUGGAGCAUAGUGCCAGGCUGUCACCUGGAGGAAGUCCAGAGGGCCAAUUCGACCCUGGAAGCGUCCAAAACUGAUAAUGUCCCAGAAGUCCAAAUAGAUAUCUGA
Molecule: messenger RNA, 1056 nt
Organism: Torulaspora globosa
Lineage: Eukaryota; Fungi; Ascomycota; Saccharomycetes; Saccharomycetales; Saccharomycetaceae
Gene: UNG1
Product: uracil-DNA glycosylase
Exons: 1
Coding region: 1-1056 (351 amino acids)
Biological process (GO): base-excision repair, AP site formation via deaminated base removal; base-excision repair
Cellular component (GO): nucleus; mitochondrion
Molecular function (GO): uracil DNA N-glycosylase activity
Source: RefSeq, a predicted model, not a curated record